GGGUUCUGUCUGGCGGCUCCGCUUCCCCUGCGGAGCUGGCGGUUUUGUAUCAGCACGUUUGCUAGUAGCUCCCCCUGGGCGUUUUCUCAGUUGCUGCUCGCAACGUGACGUUUCCCGUUCGCGGGGUCCUUACGUUCUCAGUGCUGUCACUUUCUCGGUCCUAGAACCGCUAGUAUCUCCUAGAAACUUCCUGAACCCCGUUUUGCGGUGCAGAACGGUGAUUGCACCCAGCCGCUGUUCGCACUAGUAACUCCGUGGUACCAUCAGCCGGCGCUUUUUCUGUCACAACCCAUUAAAACGGGUUAAAACAUAUUAAACCUAUCAAACACACUGAGCGGAUUAAAACACAUUAAAAUGCCACAACACAUUUUCCUGCCACGACACAUUUGAACAGCGUUGGUUCAUUCCUACAAACAGGUUGUUUAGGCGUGGAAGCACCGCUCUUUUCUAAGAGCACGCUGUUUCUCUUCAGCAGCCCCACUUACGGCGCCGAAACGAAUAUUUGUUUGGCAAUACCAGCGCUAUCCGCUAGGUGCAGGCGCUUGCUAAAUUCAAUGCGCCAGUUUCUCGUUAGCAAGACAGAGCCCCAGCGGACAGUUUUCCCGUGGCAGCAACGCUCAUUUCCCGAAAACGGGUGGUUCUUGGCCCUUGCAGCGUUCUUUAAUACCUGCGUUCUGUAGUGCUAGUUCUCUGCAAGGUUUGCUUAGCCGUUGUUUCAUUUCGAUUUCUUUCUCGCUAUGUUUUUCUGUCGGAAUUACGGUUCGUUUUGGUUCUAUGUACUCUCUAAAAUUUUAUCGUUUUUCAUUUGUCCACGAAUCUUCGUGCAUUUGCUACUAAUGAGUUUCUUUAUAUCUGACUGGCCUCCGCCCACGGGCUCUGGAGAGCAUAAAUAGCCAGGCUGAGGGUAGUGCAGAAGACUCUCCCUCCUUGAUCAGCGCGAACCUUUGUUUCCUCCUGGUCCGAGGCUUAAGCGAUGGAGCAACAUUUUCUUGGCUGUGUGAAGCGGCCUUGGGAUUCCGCGGAGGUGGCGCCAGAUCCCGGGUCUCCGCCUAUUGUGAGUUCAGAAGAUCGUGGGCCGUGGCCUCUCCCUUUGUAUCCGGUACUAGGAGAGUACUCAUUGGACAGCUGUGAUUUGGGACUGCUUUCCAGUCCUUGCUGGCGGCUACCCGGAGUCUACUGGCAAAACGGACUCUUUCCUGGAGUCCAGAGCACCUUGGAACCAAGUACAGCGAAGUCCCCUGGGUUCAGUUGGCCGGGGACACAGAAGCAGCAAGAGGCACCCGUGGAAGAGGUGGAGCAGGGAGAGGAACCCGACAUACUCACGCUCCAGCAGCUUUCCUGGUGCAGUCCUCCCCAUUCCUGGAACAGACAGCAGGACACCGACGUCUCUGACAGCGGGUGCCUUUUGGAACGCCGCCAUCCUCCUGCCCUCCAUCUGUGGCGCCAUCCCCCGGGUUUCUCAGACUGCCUGGAGCGGAUUCUUCGCGUUGGUUUUGCCGCGUUCUCUGUACUCUGGGCGUGCUGCCUACGAAUCUGUGGAGCUAAGCAGCCUUAGAUAUCAGCAGAAGCCUCUUUGGAUUCUCCUCCUUGAAAAGAUUCUCAGUUACCAAGCGUCUCCACCUAGAAAAUAAAAAUACAUUAAGAUGUGCCUUCAUUGCUGGUUGUCAGUUUUUGAAUUCUCUUUUUUCCUGAUGUUUCUUUCUUGCUUCGUGUCGCUUAUUACUUUCAGUUUCCUUGUCUUUGAAACAUUUAUAUUUAUUUUAUUAAAUAUUUCACUUGUAUCUGUUUUAACUUGGAGAAAUCUGUUUUAUGAUUAUAGAAUCCUUAGUGUUUGGCCAAUUUUUAAUUUAUUUUUUCCGUUGUAUUUUAAAAUCUUAUUCCUCGUAUUUUUCUAAUUAUUCCUUUUUAAAUAUAUUGUUUUACAUUUAAUUUUA
This is a messenger RNA of Piliocolobus tephrosceles (Ugandan red Colobus), 1934 nucleotides long. Its product is annotated as annexin-2 receptor-like. Gene Ontology annotation, molecular function: signaling receptor activity. The record is from RefSeq and is a predicted model, not a curated record. Bases 974 to 1555 code for a protein of 193 amino acids. Lineage: Eukaryota; Metazoa; Chordata; Mammalia; Primates; Cercopithecidae. The transcript has a single exon.